UAAUCUACAUCCGUUUUGAAAUUAUGCAUUGUUUAUUUUGUAACAGCAAAGAAAUCUAUACUCUAGAACUAGAUCUAGACUAGAUUUAACAAGACUAGAUUCUAGAUUUUAGCUCCAAUACAGGAUUUCGAGACAUAAUUAAUCUAUCAACUUUCAGUAACCAAAGCCAAGUUCCAAUCAGUGCUCUAGCCUCCUCACCACAUCCCUCUAUUCAGCCUCUCCUCAGCCUUCAUCCCCAUUCCCCAACCCCAAGCUGUUGUAGACCUGCCUCCACAUCAACAAUCCAUCACAUUUGAAGUCUGCAUUGUUUUUGUUUUUCCAGUAUACCAUUCAAGAAGAGUUGAAAUCUUCUAAAUCUUCAGAUUGUAACUAGACUAAUAAACAGAAGAUGAAUUUCUCUGUCAUUACAACUAGAUCUAGAUUUAAUGUAAACAAUUUCUUUACCUUCGGACUAUUAAUUUUUGCCUUCUGUUUACUGCCAUCUCAUGUGAGUGCUGAUGUUACUUGUAUCGGAACUGACUUCCCCCAAACUAUAACUGUAACUUGUUAUGGUGUGGGUGCUUAUUGUUGCCAAGACUCAGAUUUUCAUCCUAAAUGUUGCUAUACAUUUGUUUAUGAAAUGUGGUGGUUUUGGCUGAUCUGGGUAUUCAUUCUUCUCAUGGCAUUUGUGUGUGGGCUGGCUUGCUGGAGAAGACGGAGAGCACAGAUUCGCUACACUGUCAUGGCUAAUUCCCAAUACCCUACAUAUGGAACAGUGGUACAUACUUCCAGCACCAACACAACAUCUGGCUACAACAACCCAACCGCUCCUUUAUAUGGAGGCAACUACACUGCUGCUCCACCACCUGAUUAUUAUGCCCAACCUCAGAAACCCCCACCAUACCCAACUGCUUAAACAGUUAUGACCUUACAGAGAAGUUUCAAUAUCUAGACAGAACAGACAGCCUGUUGUAAAUUUAAAUUUACUAACUGUAACUGUUCAGGUGAUGACUAUUGAUGAAUUUAAAACCAUCUGUAUUUUGUACCCGGUAUGUUUCUUAAACCUGUGAUCUUAGUUGGUUAUAAUGCUUAAAUGUGAUGUAUCCUAUACCCUGUAAAACAUUGAGUGAAUAUGAAUGCUUUAUAAAACACAGUUCCAUAUAACUAUCCUGGACAAUAGUUGAAACUAAUAAAAACAUCACCUAACAGUUACUUCAUAUUAGGUUUAAUUUGAAAUUUUUCAAUUGGUAUUAAGAAACUUUUUAUUUUAAUUUCCAUAAUUAAUCGACAAUAAAAACUGUUAAGUACAACUUUCAUUGUUUGUGUGUAAAGGUAAGUAAUCCAUUCAAGAAGGCUCAUUAUAAACCUUAUUAUAAAAUGUUUUAAAAACAUUCUGCAUUACAAAGGCUGUUCCAGACUCAGAAGUGUUUCUUAUGGAUCCACUGUGUUUAUAAUUAGAUACUGGUACAUUAAUACACUAAGAUUCAGUAUGUUUCAGGCUUUCAAAAUAGUUUACUCAACAAAAAUAAUAAUAAUAAUCUACAAAAUACAAAACAUAAAAUGAUAUCUUCAUUUUAUAAAAAAAAACUAUGUUUCAAUUAUAGCAGCUUAGAGUAGAAAAAAAACAACUAAACAAUUAUUUAUAGAUAAGAUUGUAAAUAAUUUACAAAUAUUUUAUUCUUUACCCUGGAUAUUUCUGAGAAAUAAUUUUUGAAGUCAUGAAAUUUUUUUUAUAAAAUGAAGAUAUCAUUUUGAGAGAAAAUGUGUGUUUUUUUUUGUUUUCUUAUAAACUGAUAUGUUAUCUCUCCUACAAUUGUAAAGAUGUAUGUUCAAAAACUCAAUGUUAAUUCUCUCAAGGUUCAAUAGAUGGUAUGUUGUGAUAAAUUAAUGCUUAUUUUUCUACUGUUUUAUUGAUGGUAAGUUUUAACAAAUUAUGUUAAUUCUUAUUGAUGACAUGUUUUGAUGAGCAUAAAGCAGAGGCAGCCUUAGCAGUGUGCUGCUCCUUUGGUGAGUGUCGUGUCAGGAACAUGAAUUAAUUGGCUGACUGUGACAAAAAGAAAAAAAAUUGCAGGGCCCUGCCCUUGGGGGAGGGGGGGGAUUGUCAGCCCACUAAGGCCGCCUCUGCAUAAAGCGGUACUUACCCAAUUGGUACUUGACAGGCAUGAACUAUUUCAGUAUCAGUAUAAUGAAUUUUUGUUUUUAACAAAUUAAAUGCAGUGUUGUUGUUGUUUUUUCUUUCAUUUUGUUUAUUAUGAUUGCUUUUAAUUCUUUACUUUGUACUUUCUCCUGUGUUACAACAGAAGUCAAGAGAAAAACUGUCAUGCUCUUUUAUAAGCUACGUAGACAAUCAAUUUUUUAGACACCUUGAGCUACUUAGACUAAUUAUUAGAAAUCUGGGGCUAUUAAGUCUUAUAGUGUAAUAAUAAUAUGCAUGUACUACAAAAACAAUAUAAAGAGACCAUGUGUGUUUUUUUGUUAUGGUUUCAAGGCCACCCAGUUCUUAGGGAUUAUUGAAAUUUAUUUAAAAAUUAAACGAAGUUUAUCAUUAUACAGCUACAAGACAGUUUCACUAACCAUUGGACACAGAACUAUGUAAAAUGAGACUACCAACCAUUGCAGUGAUUGGUCACAGAUGUAUGUAAAAUAAGACUACUGAUAGUAUGCUGUAAAGGGCCAUCUAUUAUCUAUAUAUUUGUUUAUUCUUGAUGCUAGAUGUUCAAUAGUCUCAAAAUCAGCUCUAUGAACAUCUUGAAAAUGAUCAUAACACAGAGAUAAAUUGCAUUCUGUGUGUCAUGUUUUUCAGUUAGCUAAAAAUAGUUUUUAGUGUCAGGGUUUGUCUAACCAUUUGUUGUGGCCCAGUCUGUUGCAUGUAAAUUUUAUCUGUGUAUUAUUUUGACUAGCAAUUUUUUUAUGAUAAAGGAAAUGAAAGGUUGCAAGGCUUUUGAUUUAAUGAAUAAUUUCUAAUGUCCUACUGUUUUUAGUAUUGUAAUAAAUAUACAUGUAUAAUAUUUUCAAUUCAAAAGUAAUUUUGUCAAAUUUAAAUGUUUGAAUUGUAAUGUUUUUUAGCUGGGGAAAUGCAUUCCACAUGCCAUUUUGUGUAACAUUUAAAACCCAAUUUCUAAUUAAUCAAUGGCAUGGUUACAUGUUUUAUCCAUGUCCAUGUAUCAAGGGUCCAUAAAAUCUUGAAAGGCCAACAUUUACAAAAGACGGUCCAGUAGUUUUUAUCUAAUCAUUAUAUGUACAAUAUAACUCUAUACAAAUGUUUGAAUAGAACAGGCUGGCAGUUAUUGUCACAUUACAUGUAGAAAUGUAAACAGGGUGCCGUUAGUAGAGUCAAAACUUUGUACUCAUGUUGUGAAAUAACAAGGUACCGGUAUAGGAUUGUAUUUUCAUUACACAUAUAUCUUUUAUUUUUAUUUCAACACUGAAAGUUAAAAGUGUUGGACAUUAAGAAGCAAACAAAACUAAAAAUCUAGUUUAUUUAAAAAGAUUCUGUCUUUAGAUAGCCAUUCAAAUCAAAGUUUGACAUUGUAUUUUUUAUUGUGUACCGGUAUUCUUGUAUUGAGCUAGUGUUACUUUAAAUAGUUUUUCUCAUUUUUGUGCCUACCUUAUUGUUGUAUGAAACUAUGACCUGUACUGUUAUUCAUUUCACCUGUGCCAUCUUACCUUAUAAACUUUUUAUAGUGACCUAUACUUUCAUUUUUAGUCAGAUUUUUUUUAACCAUUAUUGGACAUUCAAAUGGGUAAGGAGAAUAGAGAAUAAAAGCUAUUUAAAACUUUGGUUUAAAUUUGUUAAAAGCUCUACAAAUUAUUGUUUAUUGUUAACACUAUCUCACAAUUCAAUAAGUAAUAAAAUAAAGAAACUUUUGUACCUUGAA
This is a messenger RNA of Biomphalaria glabrata, 3857 nucleotides long. RefSeq names its product WW domain binding protein 1-like. Bases 389 to 895 code for a protein of 168 amino acids. NCBI's taxonomy places the organism in Eukaryota, Metazoa, Mollusca, Gastropoda, Planorbidae. The transcript is spliced from 7 exons. The record is from RefSeq and is a predicted model, not a curated record.